UCAAACUGAGCGUCUCAGAUAAACACGUCCGCCUUGGGUUCUCCUGAGCUAUGCUGGCUAAACCAGAGGAGAGAAAGCCGCAGAAGAGGAGACAUCCCGGUGAAGAUGGAGAAGGAGGACAGAGGAAGAGGCGGGAAGGUGGCGAAGGAGAUAAGGGUCAGGGAGACGGUGGCAGGAAGCGCCUGGACGCCAUGAGUGUGGGAUAUUUCCGCCGAGUCGGGGAGAGACUCAGUGAAGGCUUUGAGGAUCACGAGGAGAGAGAUAUUUUUGUGGAGAAUGUCCUCACUGAAGUUAAAGGUAAAGCGGCCUUGGUGGCUAAGGACCAGACAGGAAGCAUCACACUGCAGCGGCUGCUCCCGCUCUCCAGUCCCGACCAGGUGGGGGAGCUGCUGGUUGAACUGGGUGGUGAAUCAGGGUCUGAGUUCAAAGAGGUGUCUUGCGACAAGUGUGGCGGCCACGUGGUGGAGAGUGCAGUCAGACAGAUGUCCAGGUGGACGGAGUCGUCAAAGAAGGAGCCAUCUGCCACCACAGAAGAAGAAGAAGAGGAGGAGGGUUCUGCUGUGUUAGAGGCCCAGGUGUUGUCUGUGAGCCAGGUGGUGAGGGAAAACUGCCCAGAGUUCAUCAAACACGUUCACGGCUCACACGUCGUCCGCACACUUUUACACGUGCUGGCCGGCUGCCUUGGACCACCACGGAGCGAGUCUCGUCCUGGUGCAAAAGAACGAAACGUCGCUCCUCAGCUCACAGACUUUGAGAUCCCCACGUCUUUUUGGUACGAGCUGAAGAACCUCACCGAGACCCUGAUGGAAAAUGUCAACCUAAGUGUGACAGAUGCUGCUGCCAGUGCCGUGUUCCAGACCAUGUUGACUGUUUGUCACAGAAAACGACCCAAACUCUGCAAACAGCUCCUCAAACGCAUCACAGAGUACCUGACGAGUCGCAGUGCCGCCCCGGGAGUCAGUCCGCUCCUGGUCUUUCUUAAGGACCAGGCCUCCAGUCGUCUCAUUGAAACCAUCAUACAGCUGUCCCACAAGUCCCUUCUCCGAGAUCUAUACAAGAACCACCUGCAGGGUCACCUGGUAGACUUGGCCCUCCAUCCCAUCGCCAACUUCCCCGUACAGAGGCUGACUACGGCCUCGGCCAAAUACCAACUGUUCCUGAAGUUGUUUGAUGAGCUGAUCCAAGGCGUGGAGGCCAUCUUGGCUUCAGGUCACAUGGGUGUGAUCGUGCAGCUGGCGCAGAGCUGCGCAGAGAGUGAAGAGAAACAGGAGGACAUGAUGCAGAGCCUCCUCCGUGCGUUUCACUGUGCCGAGCCGGGCUCUCGACACGUCAGCUGCCUCCCUCUCUUCAUGUCCCUGCUCACCUAUGACGUGUACUACCACUCUGAGACAGCAGAGGGCGGCACACAGACAGAGGUCCCGCUGUCCUCCAUCUGUUACCACGGCUCCCUCCUCGUCCAGGCCCUCGCCAGGUUCAAAGAGCGAUCGCUCCUCCUCAGCAGCCUGCGCACCCUGACCCCCGCUGACCUCCUGACCAUGGCCUCUCACCCGUCAGGCAGCCACGUGCUGCAGGCGCUCAUCACCACAUCGAGCGACAAGGGAAGAGGGAAGAUCCUCAAGAGACUGGAGGGUCAGUACGUUCAGAUGGCGUGCUCCAGGUUGGGCAGUCGGGUGCUGGAGGCCAUAUGGAACGGCGCCUCGGUCAGUCACAGGCACAACAUCGCACAGGAACUAGUGUCGAGUGAAAGCCAGCUGAGGUCAGACCAGUUCGCCCGGCAUGUGUGGGCCAAAUUUGCCCUCUCCCACUUCAUCCACAGGAGAGCUCACUGGCAGGAAAUCCAGACCGGCGAGUCCAAGAAGAGGAAGCUGUUCAGUGACAUUCUUGAAUAAAAAAAAAAACAUAUUU
Molecule: messenger RNA, 1905 nt
Organism: Labrus mixtus (cuckoo wrasse)
Lineage: Eukaryota; Metazoa; Chordata; Actinopteri; Labriformes; Labridae
Product: nucleolar protein 9
Exons: 11
Coding region: 51-1889 (612 amino acids)
Biological process (GO): ribosomal small subunit export from nucleus; endonucleolytic cleavage in 5'-ETS of tricistronic rRNA transcript (SSU-rRNA, 5.8S rRNA, LSU-rRNA); endonucleolytic cleavage to generate mature 5'-end of SSU-rRNA from (SSU-rRNA, 5.8S rRNA, LSU-rRNA)
Cellular component (GO): nucleolus; preribosome, small subunit precursor; 90S preribosome
Molecular function (GO): RNA binding
Source: RefSeq, a predicted model, not a curated record